CAAGAAUCUAUGGGUAAUAAAAUGAUGAAAAGCUAGGGAGAAUUUGAAUAAGAAUAUCAAAGAAAAUAAGAAUGUAAAAGAUUAAGUCAUAAAGAUAGAAAAGCCUUCUGUAUUAGCGUUAAACCUUUUAAUUAAGAAGAAAGGUCGAGUUAGCACAGAAUACUAAUUCUUGACUCCUCCAAUAGGUAAAGGGUAAUAUUCUGAAAUACGCAAAGUAAUAAAUAAAAAAACUGGAAUCAUGAGAGCUGUAAAAAUAGUAUAAAAGAAUGCCAGUGAAAAAGAAGAAGAAAGAGUAACAUCAGAAGUCAAUAUUUUAGAAAAACUAGAUCAUCCAAACAUUUUAAAAAUAAAUGAAUAUUACAGUGAUGACAGAUUUCAUUACAUAAUCACCGACUAUUAUUCUGGAGGAGAAUUAUUUAGCAAAAUUUAAGAGAAAAAAACAUUCUCUGAAGCAUAGGCUGCAAGAAUUAUAAGAUAAUUGUUAUACGCAUUAAAUUAUUGCCAUCUUCAUGGAAUUGCUCAUAGAGAAAUCAGACCUGAAAAUAUCAUGCUUGAAAGAAGUUCUGAAUUUGCUUCAGCAAUCUUAAUUGAUUUUGGUAUGUGUUAAAAGACUUCCCACAAAAUGCAUAGUUCAGUUAAUCAUCCUUAUUAUUAAGCUCCAGAAAUAUAUCAAAAAAAAUAUAAUGAAUCAGUUGACAUUUGGGCUAUUGGAAUUAUAACUUACAUUUUAUUAUGCGGGUACCCUCCUUUUGGUGGAGAAUCUAAUAGGAAAAUUAUUGACAGUGUUUUAAAGAAGCCUUUGGUUUUUGAUGAAUAAGAUUGGAACAAAAACAGCAUCUAAUCAAAAGAAUUUAUCAAGAAAAUUUUAAAUAAAGAUCCCAAUCAAAGAAUGACAAUUGAAUAAGCAUUGAAUGAUCCAUGGAUUGUCAAGAAUUUUGAACUGUAGGUUAGUGAUAGUUAAUUAAGAAGAGUGUUGACUAAUUUAAUUAAUUAUAAUAGUCAAUCUAAAUUAUAAGAAGCCACUCUUAAGUUGAUAGUGUUGUAUUUAGCUUCAAGAGAGGAAUUGAGCGAAUUGAGAGAGGUGUUUACAUAUAUAGAUUCAAAAAAUGAUGGGUAUAUUGAUGUUGAAGAGUUAUAGACUGCUAUGUUAAAGAUAUUUGAUGUUGAGACAACUGAAAUGCAGGCCAAUAAGAUAUGCGCCGAAGAUGGAACUAUAUCUUAUUCGCAAUUUUUAGCCUAAGCUAUUGAUAAAUAGGCGAUUUUAUAAAAAUCUAAGAUUGAAACAGCUUUUAAAUUGAUCGAUAGAGUAUUGAAAUCAUAUAUUUUAGAAUGCCUCUGGAAAUAUUAAUGUUGAAGAGUUAUGUGAAGCAUUCAAGUGUAAUUUGGCUGGGAAUGAUUAAUGGGUAGAAAUAAUGAAUGAGGUUGAUGCAAAUCAUGAUGGGGCUUUGUCUUUGGUUGAAUUUACAAAUAUGAUGAAAAAAUUGAUAUAAUCAUGA
This is a messenger RNA of Paramecium octaurelia, 1496 nucleotides long. The record is from the annotation of a GenBank genome assembly. NCBI's taxonomy places the organism in Eukaryota, Ciliophora, Oligohymenophorea, Peniculida, Parameciidae.